Molecule: messenger RNA, 1738 nt
Organism: Aegilops tauschii subsp. strangulata
Lineage: Eukaryota; Viridiplantae; Streptophyta; Magnoliopsida; Poales; Poaceae
Source: RefSeq, a predicted model, not a curated record
CCCCCCCCUUCUUCCCCGCCAUGUGAUUUCCCUUCCCCACCUCCUCCUCCCCCUCCUCGGCAUCGAUCUCCACGUAAAAGAUCUCUCCGAUCUGCACAAAGGCCACGCCCAUUCGCCGCUCGCGUCUCCUCUCCUCCUCGUAAGCGCGCUGCCCGCAUUAAUUCCCGCUUGCCGACUAUAAAGCCGGGUCCUGCCAUGGCGCAGAGUCAAACACUUCAUCCUCCUCGCGGUUUGCAAAUCUGAGGCCACCUGCGACCUUGCUCACAUAAAAUGGGGUGUGGCGCCUCGGUCCCCAACGGGAAGGGCCGGAAGCGCCGGAGCGUCGUACAGGAGGUGGCCGUGUUUAUUCCGACCAUCCGUGUCCCGGUGGCCACCGACGUGGUCCAACCGCUCAGGGGGCUGGUUUCCAAGGAGCUAGUCGAUCGCCUCGCGACGCUCCGUACGAACGUCGUCGCGCUGGCUGAAGAUAUCUAUCAUGGGGAUAUGUCGGCUGUCUCUGAAUUGCAACGCGCCCUCGAGGAGUACCUGCCGGUUGUUCUUGGAUUAACAGCGAAAGAGAGCCGUCUUGAAGCAUCUGUGCAAUUCAGCUGGAGGACCAUAGACGAUGACCAGGAGUGCUGUCUUGCGAGCGCGUGGUACGAAGUACUUUCUGUUGUCCACAUGAUGGCGAUGCUUGCGCUGUUUGAGGCAAACCUCAAACUCAUCCCGAGGGACGGUCAAAAUGGGACUGAAAAGAAGGUAUCUGAAGAUUCAAAGAAGGAUGUUGUCGACUCAUUGCUCAGGGCAUCAGGGUGCUUAGACUACUCCGUGCAUCACGUACUUGUUAAGAUACCUGCACAAAUUAAGAAAGGCUUUCCUAGUUACCUGCAGGAAGGUAUGCUUGAGGCCAUCUCAAUCCAGUCUUUGGCUCAGUGUGUAGAAAUACAGCUUGGAUUGGCUUCUGAGUGUGAAAAGGCGACGUUGUCGGUGAAGAGGCGGCUAGCCUGCGAGCAAGUCAGCUAUUUUUCAAAGGCUCACUACUGUCUGUCGGGAUGCGACACGAGCGACUCGUAUGGGAAGAAGCUCCUGCUCUUCCUCAAGUGGAAAUGCAUGGACGCCAAGGCAGUAGCAUAUUACUACCAUGCUCUAGUGCUCGACAAGGGGAGCGAGCCGACCAACCAUAUAAGCGCGGUCUGCUGCCUCUCUGCAGCUGAUGACAUCCUUGCAGAGAGCAAGAGGGCUUGUCUGAGCUUUUGCCUGGCAAAUCCCAUCACAAGGGUGCCUCCUCCUUGGGGCAUCAUGAAGAACAUGCACAAGAAAAUUCCAGAUGUCGCGUAUAAGAAAUUCCAAAUCUACGGGCAUCUUUUCGAGCAAGACAAGAAAAGUGCCCUUCAAUCCUUGCCCGAUCUUCCGGAGUUUCCGCUGUCGCUGAGACCCGAAGACUACGAAUUUCCGGGCACCGAUUCGAUCUGGGAGAAUGUUGAUUGCCAACCCCAGAUUCAGAGCCUCAAGGAGCAUUUGGAGGACGAAACAGAGGAAUCGUCGAAAUAGUUCAGGCUCCCGGAUGCUUCAUUGUAUUGUAAUCCAGAAAAUUAACAGAACUUACACAGGUACUACUAGUGGUAAAACUUGUAGCAUGCAUGCAUAAGGCAGAACAGAAGGACUACAGAAUAUUACCUGUGUAAGUGAAAAGAAUUUACUACCAUCUGAUUGUAAAUGUCUUACAGAAUGGCUGAUAAUCAAGCUUUUGCUUCGGUAA